UUUCGAAAACGAGUUAGGCUGCUGCAGAGUGAGGAUGUGAGGACAAAGAUUGCACCUGAGCGAAAGCUCACCCUCUCUGAAGUCGAGUGUUUAUUUAAUUUCAAAACUUGUUUGCAUUUUUUAUUCCAUGAACCAGUAAAAAAGCGUAACUUGAUGCAUGUUACGUACCGAAUAGCAUCUCCUCGCUAGCUAUGUUUGAUGGGAAAUAUGACGAAUUCAGCAGUGUGUGUCUUUUAGCAGCGACAAUGCUCAGCAGGCCUGUCAUAACCGGCUUGUUCACAUUUGGUCCGUCACAUCAAUGAUUAUGGAUGUCAAAGCAGUGGUGGAGUUUGCCACGGUCACUAGGGGUUUGUCGCUGGUUUUACAGGCUGUCUUGAAUGCUGCCAUCCCUGACCAUGACGCUGAUGCAUUCAGGCCCCCUCGGACAGAGGAGCCCCUUUACCUGGACUCUACAGUAGAGUGGUUGUUUGGUGGCCUCUCUCACUGGGAUGCGGAGCAUUUCCUCUUCAUCGCUGAGAGAGGAUACCUUUAUGAGCACAACUUUGCUUUCUUCCCCCUCUUCCCCAUAGUCCUCCGAGGCCUGGCUGAGACACUGCUGUGGCCCUUGAGCAGCUGGCUGAGUGUGCGGGGGCGUUUGCUGGUGGCAGUGGCUCUGGGCAACAGUGCUCUUUUUCUGCUGAGUGUGGUUGCCCUGCAUGCGCUCAGCAGAAUCGUUCUACAGGACAGACGCCUUGCUCUGCUCUCUAGCCUGCUUUACUGCAUCACACCAGCCAAUGUUUUCAUGACUGCUGGAUACUCAGAGAGCCUGUUUGCAGCGCUUACAUUUGGUGGUCUAUUCCUCCUGGAGAAAGGAUUUACGUUCCGAGCCUGCCUGGCCCUCAGCAUAGCCACUGCAGCUCGAUCUAAUGGACUUGUUAACAUAGGAUUUCUACUCUAUCUUCCAUCUCUGCAUGCUAUUACUCAGAUCCGUGUGUAUCGAGCAACAACAAAAGGCCACAGUAAAGUCUUCCACUAUAUUUGGGUCAUCAUUCGCCUCCUGCUCACCUCCCUCUUGGGAACUGCAAUAAUCGCCAUUCCCUUCUGUGCUUUCCAGUAUUACGGGUACAGGACGUUUUGCACACCAUCAGUCUCCUUGGAGCAGAUUCCCCCUGCUCUUUUGUCGCUUGCUGAACAAAAGGGCUACCGGGUCCCAGAUGAAAAUGGUCCACCACCACUAUGGUGCAUGAGACCCCUCCCUCUGCUUUACUCUCAUAUUCAGGACGUGUACUGGGAUGUGGGCUUUCUUCGCUACUUUGAGCUGAGGCAGAUACCAAACUUUAUCCUUGCUCUGCCCAUGGCUAACCUUGGCAUAAUGGCAGCUUAUGCAUACUUUCAAGCUAACCCAGGGCUGUGUCUGAGACUCGGGCUAUGGGAGACAAGCGCAAAUAAAGGCCUUGACAAACCUACACCGGGAAUGUUCAACUCCCGUGUGUUUGUGUAUGUUGUUCACUCAACAGUUCUUCUGGUGUUUGGGACUUUGUGCAUGCAUGUGCAGGUUCUGACCAGAUUCAUGGCCUCCUCAUCUCCUGUGCCAUUCUGGAUCAGUGCCCAUCUGCUCCUCCUCAAUGAACCUCUCCUUCAUCGAAGGAAAACAUCACAUCCUAACGUGCAGCUACACACACACUCCAAAAACGGAUGUGAACACAAACCUCAAAACCCCAUCAUUGCUCUGCUACCACACUUUACAACCUGCUCUCCUACCACACAGAGCAUCCUGGGAUACUUCCUUUCCUACUGGGUGCUGGGCCUUGCUCUGCAUUGUAACUUCUUGCCUUGGACGUAAGACUUUACUCUGAGCUUUCAAUGCAAUAUUUCUUUGUAGGACUGGGCUGUGCACCAUUCUCAGAAGGAUACCAGUAGUUUUUAUGGUUCAUCAUCAAUACCCCCUUUUUGUUGUUCCAGUUCUGUCUUUAUUUAGAAAAUAAUGAAAUAGCUGUUACCAGUUUUGUUAAAACAUCAUAAGAGAGAAAUGUAUCAACACUCUGCCUGGUCUUAUAUCACCCCGUCCUGCACAGAACUCACUGACUUUAUUAGGGUUUUAUUACAUGCCAAUUUAUUCAUGCAAUAGCAAACAACUUUGAUUGGCACAUAUCCUUAUUUUAGACUCAUUUGCAACAAUCUGAGAUCAAAUUCAAAUGAUCAGUUUACUUGAAACUUUAUCAAACACUGUUAAGUUGUAAAUCUUGGGAAGACUAUGGUUGAACUUGAAGAAAAAAUAAAUAUGUAUUUAUUUUUUUCUUUUAAGGCAUUUUUUUUAUUUAUUCUGUUAAUUUUGCACUGCAUGUUUGGAAAAAAAAUCAAGGUACAUUUUUAGGACUCUUGAGUAUUACUUGUGGGA
Molecule: messenger RNA, 2377 nt
Organism: Cheilinus undulatus (humphead wrasse)
Lineage: Eukaryota; Metazoa; Chordata; Actinopteri; Labriformes; Labridae
Gene: pigv
Product: phosphatidylinositol glycan anchor biosynthesis, class V
Exons: 3
Coding region: 299-1822 (507 amino acids)
Biological process (GO): GPI anchor biosynthetic process
Cellular component (GO): mannosyltransferase complex; endoplasmic reticulum membrane
Molecular function (GO): alpha-1,6-mannosyltransferase activity; GPI mannosyltransferase activity
Source: RefSeq, a predicted model, not a curated record